GCGGGGGACCGAGGGAAACGACGGUAGACAAAUUUUUGUGAAGUGUCCACAUAAUUUCUUUUGCUAUUUAGCGGUAGAUAAAUCAGCGUGUUUAAAACCAACCACCACCUGAGAUACAUUUGCAGGAGGAUUAAGCCUCGUCGUGCACACGUUAGAGAUGUCCAUUGUGCCCCCCAGUCGUUCGUCUACGGGCUGGCCGCGCGGUAGUGCCGUUCAGUUUGGGAACAAAUACAUCAGCGGGCCUGCUAAACCGCUCACACUGGAGAGGACCAUCAACCUCUAUCCUCUUACCAACUACACGUUUGGCACCAAGGAGCCUCUUUAUGAGAAGGACAGCUCAGUGGCCGCCCGCUUCCAGCGGAUGCGGGAAGAGUUUGAUAAAAUGGGAAUGCGAAGGACAGUGGAGGGCGUUCUCAUUGUCCACGAACACAGGCUACCUCAUGUGUUACUUCUGCAGCUGGGCACCACUUUCUUCAAACUGCCCGGGGGAGAGUUGAGUCCUGGAGAAGAUGAGGUGGAGGGUCUGAAACGCCUGAUGACUGAGAUCCUCGGACGGCAGGACGGCGUGAAACAGGACUGGGUGAUUGACGACUGUAUUGGCAACUGGUGGCGCCCAAACUUUGAGCCUCCACAGUAUCCUUAUAUUCCAGCUCACAUCACCAAACCUAAGGAACACAAGAAACUAUUCCUGGUUCAGUUGCAGGAAAAAGCGCUGUUUGCUGUCCCCAAGAACUAUAAACUGGUGGCAGCACCAUUGUUUGAACUAUAUGACAACGCUCCCGGAUAUGGACCAAUCAUUUCCAGUCUACCACAGCUAUUGAGCAGGUUCAACUUCAUUUACAACUGACUUAAGUGAACAGAAGUACGUCUGGCUGUCUCUGUGAGUGCAGCCCCGUCUGAGUGAAGAUGAGAGACAAUGUGGUGGAGAAAAGUAAAUCAUCUUUAGCUCAACUUUCACUAAACAAAAGCUUGUCAUGUCAGGUAUAUUGACAGUUCACAAGGGUGUUUAUACUGUCGGAAGAAAAUGAAAAUGUCGUGUUUUUCUUUUUUUUUUUUUUAACUUGAGAAAGUGCUAGUUUUUGUAGUAUACAAGUCUGUAUUCCAGUGUGAUAAGAACCUGGUUUUAUGUCCUCUCAGAGGAGACCAAUGUUUGAUUAAACAAACUACAUCAUUGAGUUUCCUGUUGUUUUAACCUGUAACAAUGCUGUGUUUUUUCCUUUUUAAUAAAGCAGUCUGAGUUUGUUUUUAUAAAGUUCGAGGAGAGAGUGAGUGGCUGACUGACACUGUUUCAAAGUAAAUAUAAACCUUUUUGGGAGGUGGUGCAUGGUCA
This is a messenger RNA of Chelmon rostratus (copperband butterflyfish), 1330 nucleotides long. RefSeq names its product nudix hydrolase 21 (gene nudt21). The transcript is spliced from 7 exons. The record is from RefSeq and is a predicted model, not a curated record. The coding region runs from base 158 to 847 and encodes 229 amino acids. Gene Ontology annotation, cellular component: mRNA cleavage factor complex. Lineage: Eukaryota; Metazoa; Chordata; Actinopteri; Chaetodontiformes; Chaetodontidae. Gene Ontology annotation, molecular function: mRNA binding.